This is a messenger RNA of Oncorhynchus tshawytscha (Chinook salmon), 1924 nucleotides long. Its product is annotated as transmembrane protein 54. Lineage: Eukaryota; Metazoa; Chordata; Actinopteri; Salmoniformes; Salmonidae. The transcript has 6 exons. The coding region runs from base 168 to 1328 and encodes 386 amino acids. The record is from RefSeq and is a predicted model, not a curated record.
UUGUACUUGUGCGGUCGCUUCGGGGACGGACUGACGGGGAACGUUCACCACGAGGAGGGAAAGAGAACACACAUAAAAUCAUCAGAUAAAAUCUAUUAGAUUGUCAAAAUAACACAACAUCUGGACAGAUGAUGACUUAAACAGGGGGGGGAUUCAAAUCACCAACAAUGGCCAAUACAGGUAGGUGCUGCGCCAGUCUGGAGCAGCCCAAGGCCCUGAUGAAGAUGGGCCUGAGUAUGGUGCUUGUAGGACACGUCAACUUCCUACUGGGGGCGCUAGUCCACGGGGCUGUGCUGCGACACAUCAACCUGAACACACGAGCCCACACCAUGGCGUACUCCAUAUCUAAUAUAAUGGCACUCACUACUGGACUAGUGGGUGUUGUUGUAGGAAUGCUGACUAUCCUCCUGUCUAAAAACAAGAAGAGCAGAGUGCUGACAUGGUCGUUGUUCGUGGUCAGCCUGUUUGGUAGUCUCCUGGCCACAGCGUCUGCGAUUUGCCUCACCGUUUCUGUGGUGAGGGUCACAGUUAAUGGUGGGCGGACCCUCCUGACUCAAUGCCGGUUCCCCAAAGCUAUUGGCUACGCCAGCAUCACUAACGUGUGCCCUUUCGACCACACACGCAUUUAUAGCAUGACACUGAUCCUGUGGGUUCCUCUGAUCGUGAUCUGUAUUGUCCAGCUGGUUUUGUCAGUGCGGUGCUUCUCUGUGUGUGUUUCUUUCCUGGGUCUACCCUGCUUCCCUCACAAGAUCAGGCUCAGGGACCACGGUAGAACGAUAAAUACAGUAGCACCCGCAGAGCCGCCCUCUCUCACUAGCUCAGUACCCGGUCAUUCCCUUCAUCUACACCUUCUUCAGUCGGACCUGCCUCAUCUCAAGUCCCAGCGGCGGCCUCUUCCUCCUCCUCCUCCUCCUCCUCCUCCUCUUCAUCACUCGGACCCGUCCCAUCUCAAGUCGCAGCGGCAGCCUCUUCCUCCUCCUCCUCCUCUUCAUCACUCGGACCCGUCUCAUCUCAAGUCCCAGCGGCAGCCUCUUCGUCCUCCUCCUCCUCUUCAUCACUCGGACCCGUCUCAUCUCAAGUCGCAGCGGCAGCCUCUUCCUCCUCCUCUUCAUCACUCGAACCCGUCUCAUCUCAAGUCGCAGCGGCAGCCUCUUCCUCCUCCUCCUCCUCUUCAUCACUCGGACCCGUCUCAUCUCAAGUCCCAGCGGCAGCCUCUUCGUCCUCAGCAUCAGACUCAUCAGAGAGGAAGUUCAGACAGGUGGUCUGAUGGGGGGCAGCUGGUUCCCCCAGAGGAACAUGAGCUGCUGGAACAAGGUUUCUGGAUAUAAUGAUGAUGACGAUGAACACCCAGAUACGGCUCCAUACCCCGUCAAUAUAAUCCCUAACCCAGAUACUGCUCCAUACCCAGUCUAUAUAAUCCCUAACCCAGAUACUGCUCCAUACCCCGUCUAUAUAAUCCCUAACCCAGAUACUGCUCCAUACCCUGUCUAUAUAAUCCCUAACCCAGUUACGGCUCCAUACCCCAUCUAUAUAAUCCCUAACCCAGAUAUGGCUCCAUACCCGGUCUAUAUAAUCCCUAACCCAGAUACUGCUCCAUACCCAGUCUAUAUAAUCCAUACCCCGUCUAUAUAAUCCCUAACCCAGAUACUGCUCCAUACCCCGUCUAUAUAAUCCAUACCCCAUCUAUAUAAUCCCUAACCCAGAUACGGCUCCAUACCCCAUCUAUAUAAUCCAUACCCCAUCUAUAUAAUCCCUAACCCAGAUACGGCUCCAUACCCAGUCUAUAUAAUCCCUAACCCAGAUACUGCUCCAUACCCAGUCUAUAUAAUCCAUACCCCGUCUAUAUAAUCCCUAACCCAGAUACUGCUCCAUACCCCGUCUAUAUAAUCCAUACCCCAUCUAUAUAAUCCCUAACCCAGAUACG